This is a messenger RNA of Pneumocystis murina B123, 489 nucleotides long. RefSeq lists its product as hypothetical. The record is from RefSeq and is a predicted model, not a curated record. Lineage: Eukaryota; Fungi; Ascomycota; Pneumocystomycetes; Pneumocystales; Pneumocystaceae. Bases 1 to 489 code for a protein of 162 amino acids. The transcript has a single exon. Gene Ontology annotation, molecular function: riboflavin reductase (NADPH) activity; FMN binding.
AUGAAAUGUCUUGUUCAGCCAGUUGUUAUUAUUACAACGUGUGAUCCUAAGAUGAACGGCUUGGGCCGAGCUAUAACAGUUUCAUCAUUUUCAUCUAUUUCUCUAAAUCCUAUGCCUAUUGUUUCCUUCAGCAUAAAGUUGCCAUCACGUAUGGCACUUCUUCUUCGAAAAUCCAGGAAAUUUGCAGUUCAUAUAUUAAAAUCUCAUUGUGAUCAAAUAAAACUUGCACAGAAAUAUGCACAAAGUGAUAUAUUUAAUAAAAAUAAAAUGUCUAAUAUUUCAGAAAGCCAUUAUCAGAUAUCAUUAAAUAAAUUGCCAAUUUUAUCAGGAGCUCUUGGAAUCCUUUAUUGUAAUACAAACAAAACAAUAAAAAUUGGUGAUCAUAAAAUUUGGUUUGGAACAGUUGAAUAUGUGGAAAAUAAAGAUGUAUUUCAAAAGAUGUCAUUAUCAUAUUGUCAAGGGGAUUUUAGAAUAAUUAAAAAGGAUUAA